AUGAUAUCCCGGGCAAACCGCAUCGCCCACGCCGUCACAUCGCAGUUCAAUGAGCUGCCCGCCAAGCGGAAGCCCUCGGUGCGCGACAAUGGCGUGCACGAAUGGGUUCCCCUGAGCGGCAUCGUCGCCGAGGAGGACGGCUGUAUCACCUGUCUGGCUCUGGCGACCGGCAUGAAGUGUCUCCCCGCGUCAAAGCUCCCCGAGGCCAACGGCAAUGGCCUCCAUGACUGGCACGCCGAGGUCCUGGCCCUCAGGGCCUUUAACCGCCUCCUUCUGGACCAGUGCAAGACCCUGGCCGAGGGCUGCGUCCCAACCGCCCAGGUAAUGGAGUGGGCGCGGCAAGGGGCCCCAGGCGAGGGACAUGCUCCGCCAUCGAGGCCGUUUCGCAUCAGAGAGGGCGUCAGGCUGCACAUGUACUGCUCCGAAGCGCCAUGCGGAGACGCGAGCAUGGAACUCACCAUGGCUGCCCAAGACGAUGCUUCCCCGUGGGAACCCCCGACGGCGGCUACCACCCCGUCCACGGCCGCCGCUGCCGCAGAACCCUCCCUCCCCGGCCGGGCCUACUUCUCCCGCCUGGGUAUCGUCCGCCGCAAACCCUCCCGCGCCGACGCGCCCCCCACAGCCUCCAAGUCCUGCUCGGACAAGCUCGCCCUCAAGCAGUGCACCUCGCUCCUCUCCUCCCAGACAUCGCUCCUCGUCGACCUGUGCUACCUCGACUCCCUCGUCCUGCCCGCGUCGCAGUACUCGGCCACGGCUUGUCACAGGGCCUUUUCUCCGGACGGCCGCAUGGCAGCAGCCUUGGCCGCCGCCGCCACCUGGUCCGGGGACUACGCCUUUCGCCCCUUUGUCGUCGAGAUGACGGACCACGUGUUUGACUCGUCGCGCGAGGCCGUUCGCGCCCGUGCUGGCGACAGCAUCUCGGCUUGUAACAUUGCCGCUGCCUGGUCGGCUGCGGGCGUUGAGGAAUCCGUCAUCGGCGGCGUGCUUCAGGGCAGGAAGCCCUUUCACGAAAAGGGGGCCAGCCGCAUGUCGAGGAGGCAGAUGUGGAGGGCGGCCUCGGAGCUUGCGGACCUACUGGAUGGGCACGGUGAGAUCAGGGACCAGCUAAACCGGCAGAGAUACUGGGAAGUCAAGACCGGACAGCUGCUGGCGGACAGAAGGGCAGUCAAGGCCGCAGUUCGCCAGACAGCCCUGGCCGGUUGGAGUGCCAGCAAAGAGGACACUGAAUUCGGGAAAGACGUCGCCGACUGA
Messenger RNA from Hirsutella rhossiliensis, 1251 nucleotides. RefSeq names its product adenosine-deaminase (editase) domain-containing protein. Bases 1 to 1251 code for a protein of 416 amino acids. Gene Ontology annotation, biological process: tRNA wobble adenosine to inosine editing. Gene Ontology annotation, molecular function: tRNA-specific adenosine-37 deaminase activity; RNA binding. Lineage: Eukaryota; Fungi; Ascomycota; Sordariomycetes; Hypocreales; Ophiocordycipitaceae. The record is from RefSeq and is a predicted model, not a curated record. The transcript has 3 exons.